CAGGUAGUCGGUAAACUUACAACAGCCACGGUGGAUUUUAAUUCAGGGCAAAACACAAAUCUGACUUUAAAGAUAUGGAAAAUGUUCGCAUAGUGCUGCUAUUUAUUGUCUCAUUUACCAUAGUAGUAUGUGCUAUCUACUGGUUUGUUGGUGCAACAGCUCCAUCUAUGGAACUUUACAAUAGCGUUCCCGAAAAGGAAAAUGUGAAUAUGAAGAGUGGACUAAAGACUACCGAAACCAAAACGCCCUCGAUAAUUAUCCAGUAUGGAAUGCCGCGCACAGCCACUACUUUGCAGUUCAACAUUCUUUGUGCAAUUGUGUCAUUGCAACAUAUAAGUGAAAUAGGAAGUGUUGGAUGUUUUUACAAUAAUAGAUCUCUAACACAAUUGCCUAAAUAUUCUGUAAUCAAGACACACCAAAUACAAUAUUACUAUGAUAUAGUACCUCCAGGAACGUGGGUGGUUACAACUUUAGACAAAACACGUCAACGAAAUCUACAAAGAGAAAUUAAAUCCAUUCAUUCUAAUAUUACCAGUCCGUUGAGUAUAGAAUUUUCAGUUGUAAAGGCACUCGGGGCGUCUAUUGUAUACAAAUACCAAUCGCUUUUUAGUGUGUCUGAUGAAAACAUUGAACAUGUUCUAAACUAUAUAAAGCUUUGGGAAAUGCUUCGUAUAUGUUGUGGACAGCAGAUGUCUGGAAAGUGGCGUGCCUUCCUUGUAAGAAAAACAUAUGCUUUGUCUUCACGAUCGCCAUGUUUAAUGUAUAAUAUAAGUGAAAUUGAAAAACGUUUCAUAAACACCCAUAUAUAUAAGCUUUUUUCUGACAAGCCUCUUGUACGCUCUGUAUUAACAAAACCAUCUAUAAGAGAUGGGAGAUUAAAUGGAAAAUACUGUGAAAUGUGUAACAGAAAUAUAUCUCUAAGAAGAAUUAAACAUUUCAAGCGAUGUUUUUAGAAUCAGUAUCAGUAUGAUAUCGUAGGAUGCCGUAUGAAAUUGUUAUGAACACGUUAAAAUCGUUACAUUUAUGUAACACAUUAGCCUUUAUGAUGAUUAAAAAAGAGUUGUUUUAAUUUCAACUGGUUAACUACUUGUUAAAUCCCUUUAUCUAAAGUAUAAAAAUGAAUGUGUAUUAACUUGGUUGUUUCUUAACAUUAAUUUGACUAUAUCAGUGUAAAAUGUAAACAUAUUUAUAGUUAUAUUAAUGUUUAAUGUCUUUGCCAUAUCGUGCAUGUGUGUAAAUGGUCAAAGACAAUGUUUAUGUAUAUAUAU
Molecule: messenger RNA, 1268 nt
Organism: Ruditapes philippinarum (Manila clam)
Lineage: Eukaryota; Metazoa; Mollusca; Bivalvia; Venerida; Veneridae
Exons: 2
Coding region: 75-953 (292 amino acids)
Source: RefSeq, a predicted model, not a curated record